UUCCUGGUACCUGCAGCCUUCCUUGUGCUUGCAUCUUUCCUGGUACUUGUAUCCUCCCUAGUAUGAGGAUCGUCACCGGUGCUUGCCUACAUGCGCAAGACUGCUCCGAUAUUCAACGUCAAGGUGUGACUCAGAGUGGCGUCUACCAGAUCUUCCCCAAUAAUUCUGGAGUGGGUGUGAGAGUGUUGUGUGAAGUACAAGAGGGACACAUGUGGACAGUGUUGCUAGUCCGCCAGCACCAGAUUCCACAAGAGAUCUUCGCCAGAAAGUGGCAAGACUACAAGAACGGCUUUGGCAACCCACACGGGGAAUACUGGAUGG
Molecule: messenger RNA, 321 nt
Organism: Cherax quadricarinatus
Lineage: Eukaryota; Metazoa; Arthropoda; Malacostraca; Decapoda; Parastacidae
Source: RefSeq, a predicted model, not a curated record